Diabrotica balteata is the source of this 336-nucleotide messenger RNA. The record is from the annotation of a GenBank genome assembly. NCBI's taxonomy places the organism in Eukaryota, Metazoa, Arthropoda, Insecta, Coleoptera, Chrysomelidae.
AUGAAUGUUGUUGUUGAACAAAAUAUAGAAUCGUUCCCUACAAAUACCCAACAAAAUGUAACUAGCCAUACCGAAGAUUUAAACUCACGAUGUUUUGACCUGGAAGAUUGUCAUAGUAAUGAUAGUCUGAAAGAUCCAAAUUAUGAUUCUGAUUCAUCGUCAUCAAGCAGUUCGUCAUCUUCAACGAAUAGCUCUUCAAAUAGUGCUUCAUAUUCAUCGAGUUCAUCAUCUUCCACUAGAUCAGGACGUUUACCACGGUGUACAGACUCUGUAGCUAAUUCAACUUCAAAACAUCGAUUAAACUUAGCAGAAAAAAUCUUCUACUUCAGUAACUGA